Molecule: messenger RNA, 811 nt
Organism: Suillus subalutaceus
Lineage: Eukaryota; Fungi; Basidiomycota; Agaricomycetes; Boletales; Suillaceae
Exons: 6
Coding region: 63-560 (165 amino acids)
Source: RefSeq, a predicted model, not a curated record
GCAAGGGCGGCAGAACAAGGAUUUCCCCUGUGCUCAUAUCACUCCAAACUACUCUUGCGUAAAUGACGGAGCUUGAAAGGGCUGUAGAGGCGCUCAAAGCUGCCGUCAAACAAAGCGGAAUCGACAAGCGCGUCGGCGACGUUGUCAGCCAGUUUACUUCGUACCUUAUUCUUUUGAAAUCGUCGUCUCCUUCCUCACAAUCAAUAUCAAAACUUCGUUCCAUCCUCCGUCGACCUCUAGUUCCCUUGUAUGCUGCCGUUCCUGGACCUGCGCUCCAGCUUUCCUCUGCUGUACUUCGCAAAGUAAUCGAUGAUAAACUAAGAAAUGCUCAGAAUGCUCAGAAUGUCCAACUAAGCGCCUGGUGGAAUGAGGUUGCGGUUGCGCUUUUAUCAGGUGUCCUGGAUUUUCUUGACAAGCACAGUGAUGAUAUGACCAAGGAAACCAUUGCAUCAGCGUUUUAUCCGACUAUAUGCACGCUCUUCUUUUACCAGGACGCCUCCUUGACACUUUUACCACGGACACAAAGGACUGUGAGUACUUACCACUUGAUAGCAGUUUGAUAGCAGCAUAUAUGCGCUCAUUUGUCAUGUAAUCUACGACGACUUUAUUGAUAGGCAUAUUCUGUGUUACACGAAACGCUUAGCGGGCAUCCAGGCAAUCAACGGAGGUUGCGGGAUCCUGCUGUUCUUGGAGGGUCACUAAUCGGCAUCGCAAUCUCACAGUCCAAGGACUACCUUGUAAUCGAGGCCCUUCUGGACAUAGUGGGAUGGCUGAUCCCGAUAACGAACAAAACGGAGAAAGGGACGGCGAA